AUGGAGUGGAAAUACAUGUUUAUUUGGGUUGAUGUGGCCCUGAGUGGAGUUGCCACACAGUCGUCAGUCUUGAACAACUCCUGCCCACCGAGCUUUGUGAUUAAUGGAGAACCUAAUGCACACAAUGACUCUCGAAGCUGUAGUGCCACUCUGUUCGAGACCAACCCCUGGUGGAGGUUGGACAUGCGAGGUCCUUAUGCAGUUGCAUCAGUUGAAGUCAUCCGGAGAUCGGACUGCUGUACUGAUGAGAUAGAUGGGGCUGAAAUCCGCAUUGGUGACUCAGUAGAGAACAAUGGCAACAACAAUCCCAGGUGUGCAGUCAUCACCAUAAACGAUUCCCCUUACAUGACCUUCAACUGCAACAAGAUGAAAGGACGUUACAUCAACAUAUACCUCCCCGGAGAAGUGAAGAGACUUCACCUUUGUGAGGUCAAAGUGUAUGCUAAUGCCCUUGUCAGCGGAGGUAACGUAACACUGAGCAAGGACAUCUGA
Molecule: messenger RNA, 492 nt
Organism: Thunnus maccoyii (southern bluefin tuna)
Lineage: Eukaryota; Metazoa; Chordata; Actinopteri; Scombriformes; Scombridae
Product: fucolectin-5-like
Exons: 3
Coding region: 1-492 (163 amino acids)
Source: RefSeq, a predicted model, not a curated record